CUCUCUAACGUCGGUAUAUAUAUGUAUAUAACAAGUGCUGGAAUAGAGCCUUCUGAGAAUUUAUUUAUUUUUUGUUUAUUCUUUUGUGUACACAAAUUAUCAAAUCCCAAAAUGGGUUUUCCUUUCUUUACAAGUUACAUAGUGGUAAAAUUUUGCCACCUCUUUCCCCUGCUCAUCAUCUCUGUUCUUCUCUUUAUCUCCGAUGGAGCUCAACCUGCUAACACAACCAAAGUUACAAAUAUCGGUGUAAUCAUUGAUGUCACGUCCCGAAUCGGGAAAGAAGAGAAAACAGCCAUUGAAAUUGCAGCUGCAAACUUCAACGGCAAGCUGUCCCUCCAUUUCCAGGACUCUGGCCAAUUAGACCCCCUUCAAGUUGCUUCUGCUGCUGAGGAGCUGAUUAAGGAAAAGAAAGUGGAUGUAAUUAUUGGCAUGAACAAAUGGGAGGAAGCCGCACUCGUAGCUUCUGUUGGAAACAGGGAAAAAGUUCCUAUCAUUUCAUUCGCAGCUCCCGCCAGAACCCCACCGCAGAUGGAACACCGCUGGCCUUUCUUGAUACAAAUGGCUAACAACGGUUCUGAACAAAUCAAAUGCAUUGCAGAUAUUAUUCGGGAGUACAAAUGGAAAAGGGUUGUGGUGAUAUAUGAAGAUGAUGCGUACGGCAGUGAGUCAGGGAUGUCGGCUCUGCUCUCCAAGGCUCUGCAGGAUUUUGAUUCAGAGAUUGAGUACCGUUUAGUUCUUCCCCCACCUUCUUCUCUGUCUUCUCCAAAAGGGUUUGUUCUGGACGAGCUGCUGAAGCUGCAGAAAGCAACAAAAUCUCGAGUUUUUGUUGUUCUUCAGUCAUCGUUGUCGAUGUUGACUCAUUUGUUCAGAGAAGCUUAUAAAGCUGGACUUGUAGGGAGAGAGUCAGCUUGGAUUCUCUCUGACAGUGUAACAAGUUUCCUGGAUUCUGUUGACAGCUCUACUAUUUCCUCUAUGAAAGGUGUUUUAGGGAUCAAGAUCACCUACAACUCUAGUACUACUGAUUCUUAUACAGAUUUCUAUACUGGGUUCUCAAAAAAAUUCCAAUCCGAGUAUCCAGAGGAAGCUAAUCCUAAGCCGGGAAUUCAUGCUCUACGAGCAUAUGAUAGCAUUACAGCCAUUUCACUGGCCAUGGAGACAACGACAGAGAUGUUGUUAGGGAAUAUCGUAUCAAGCAGAUUCUCUGGUUUAAGUGGAGAAAUACGUUUCGAAGAAGGAAAGCUGAUGCAAAUUCCCCCAUUGAGGAUUGUAAAUGUGGUUGACCAGGGGAAUAAGAGGUAUGAAGAAUUAGAGUUUUGGGUACCAGAGAAAAGCGCACAACGUUUGGCUGGCUCGGUAAUUUGGCCCGGGAAAUUUAGCAGAAGAUCACCAAAAGGCUGGGCAAUGCCUAGUGAUGGGAAUCCAUUGAUAAUUGGAGUUCCUGGUAGGACUUCGUUCGAGAAGUUUGUGAAGGUAGAUAACAGCAGCAAAGAUGAUAUCAAAUAUGAUGGUUGGUGCAUUGAAGUUUUCAAGAAGGUGCUAUCUAAUUUGAGUUAUAGUUUGCCAUAUGAAUUUCAGCCCUUCUAUGGCACCUAUGACGAAUUGAUUAUCAGAGUCUCUAACAAGACUUAUGAUGCUGUGGUUGGUGACGUGACCAUAUUGGCUAACAGAUUGGAAUACGUGGAAUUUACUCAGCCAUACGUCGAGUCAGGUUUGUCCAUGAUAGUUCCUGCAAAACCUGAAGGGUCAGCAGCAUGGAUGUUUUUGAAGCCUUUCACUUGGGAAAUGUGGGCUGUGACUGGUGCCAUCAUGCUUUAUACAAUGCUUAUAAUUUGGUUCUUGGAGCAUCGAUUCAAUCCAGAAUUUAGUGGCGCAUUGAAGAAUCAGAUUGGCACCACGUUUUGGUUCACAUUCUCCUCUCUGUUCUUCGCUCACAGAGAGAAAAUUAAUAGCAACUUGACCCGAGUGGUGGUGGUAGUAUGGCUUUUUGUUGUGUGGAUCUUAACCUCGAGCUACACUGCUAGCCUGUCUUCUAUGCUCACUGUGCAACGAAUGCAACCUGUUAAUACAGAUAUCGAGUAUCUAAAGAGCAGCAACUCAAGAGUUGGUUGUGAUAAUGAUUCAUUUGUCAGGAAUUACCUGGAGGAUGUGAUUGGAUUCAAUUCACAUAACAUCAUCACAGUUUUUAAUGAAACUGAUUACACAGGGCUAUUUGAGAACAAGACCAUAACUGCAGCCUUUCUAGAACUUCCAUAUAAGAAGCUUUUCAUCAACAAGCAUUGCAAGGGAUACACUGCCACCACACCUACCUAUAAAUUUGGAGGAUUUGGCUUUGCAUUCCAGAGAGGUUCCCCAAUAGCCAGGGAUUUUUCAGCAUCAAUUUUAAGGUUAUUAGAAGACGGUAAGCUCACACCACUCGAAGAUGAAUGGCUGACUCCUUCGAAGGAGUGUGCAGUGAAUGUAACAUCCACUAGUGCAGAACAUUUGAGCCUCCAGAGCUUCUGGGGUCUCUACCUUAUAUCUGGUGCAAUUUCUACCAUUUGUUUUCUACUAUCAUUAAUCCGCUUACUAAAGAGUUAUCAACAUCAACAAGAAGCAUGCGAAGGCAAUGCAACUCCAAGUGAUACAAGUGCUUGGAACAAGGCGGUUGGACUUGCAAGAUACUUUUACAAUGGAGAGAUCAAUAGUCCAGGGAGAUCUCCUUCUUUUGCUCCCACCACAGAUGAAUGGAUUUCUUGGGAGUACGUGAGCACCUCUGAUACUCCGGACAAUAUUCAUGCCUCAGCACCUGCUGAAAUUGAAAUGCCAUAGACCUCCUUAUAUAUUGAAUGCACCAAAACUACAAAAGUUAGGAAUUAUAAGGUGAAGAAUUUAUGAGCUUCUUGUCAUAUUGGUUAUAAAUACAUUUCUUUUUUUUCUUUUU
Corylus avellana is the source of this 2920-nucleotide messenger RNA. RefSeq names its product glutamate receptor 2.7. Gene Ontology annotation, molecular function: ligand-gated monoatomic ion channel activity. Lineage: Eukaryota; Viridiplantae; Streptophyta; Magnoliopsida; Fagales; Betulaceae. The record is from RefSeq and is a predicted model, not a curated record. Gene Ontology annotation, cellular component: membrane.